CCGAGCUGUCCGCGGCGGGAGCGGCGGAGGCGGCGGGAGAGCGCGCGGUGGAGCCGCUCCGAGACCCGGGCUCCUCGCGCCGCCGCUCCGGAGCCCCGCACCGCGCACCGAGGCCGCCAGCGCCGUCCAUUGCCCUCCGCGCCCUCCGAGUCGCCGGCUGUCCAGGGCACCCCCCCGGUCCCCGCCCCCGCCGGACAGGGAUGGCCACAGCCCGCCGCUGAGCGAGCCCGGGGGGACCUCAUGGGCCGGCUCGUGCCGCGUCCCCCCCGCGGCCGCCCCCUCCGGCCCGGGCUCCCCCGGGUGCCGCGGGUCCAGGCGGCCCGGAUGGCGGUCGCGGCGGCAGGGGCAGGGGCUGGGGCCGGCGCGGGUGGCAGGCGCAGCCGCCACUGACGGGUAGUCAGGCGCCCCAGCAGAGGGAGGCCGUGUGGCUGACCAUCCCGUGCCCGCAGGCCGAGGAUGCAGCGCUGGAAGGCGGCGGCCUUGGCCUCCGUGCUCUGCAGCUCCGUGCUCUCCAUCUGGAUGUGUCGGGAAGGCCUGCUCCUCAGCCACCGCCUCGGACCCGCGUUAGCCCCGCUGCGCCGGCCACCUCGCACCCUGGACGCCCGGAUCGCCCGCCUGGCCCAGUACCGAGCACUGCUGCAGGGAGCCCCAGACGCCGUGGAACUACGCGAACUGACGCCCUGGACCGGGCGGUCUCCGGGUCUGCGCCGUCGGGCGGGGCCGCGGAGGCGGCGCGCGCGUGCGCGGUCAGGGACGCGGCCGUGCGGGCUGCGCGAGCUGGAGGUGCGCGUGAGCGAGCUCGGCCUGGGCUAUACGUCGGACGAGACGGUGCUGUUCCGCUACUGCGCAGGCGCGUGCGAGGCGGCCGCGCGUGUCUACGACCUGGGCCUGCGGCGCCUGCGCCAGCGACGGCGCGUGCGGAAGGAGCGGGUGCGUGCGCAGCCCUGCUGUCGUCCGACGGCCUACGAGGACGAAGUGUCCUUCUUGGACGUGCACAGCCGCUACCACACAGUGCACGAGCUGUCGGCGCGCGAGUGCGCUUGCGUGUGACCCUACCUCACCGGGCCUUGGCCAGACGGCAGCCACGCCCCACGCCCCGACGGUACCUACCGUGCUGUCAGGCAAACCCCGCGACAGACUGCCCUUGUGCAGAAGAUGCCGUCGAGGCCGCGGGACUCUCGCGAUAACUGUACAGAGAUAAAGU
Hipposideros armiger (great roundleaf bat) is the source of this 1204-nucleotide messenger RNA. RefSeq names its product neurturin (gene NRTN). Gene Ontology annotation, molecular function: receptor tyrosine kinase binding; growth factor activity; glial cell-derived neurotrophic factor receptor binding. The record is from RefSeq and is a predicted model, not a curated record. Bases 457 to 1050 code for a protein of 197 amino acids. NCBI's taxonomy places the organism in Eukaryota, Metazoa, Chordata, Mammalia, Chiroptera, Hipposideridae. The transcript has 3 exons.